CACACAUAAAUAUGGAUCCGACCAUCGAUUCCAAGCUUGUUUCUGAGCCUGUUGAGACGAAAAAAUUGAAGAAAAGAGUUCAAUCGCCGUCGUAUGAUUUGGUGUCAUACAAGGAGUUGCCGGAGUACAUGAAGGACAAUGAGUUUAUUCUGAAUUACUAUAGGGUUAAUUGGACUCUCAAAGAAGCUCUCUUUAGCAUCUUUCGUUGGCAUAACGAAACACUUAAUGUUUGGACGCAUUUAUUUGGGUUUGUUCUAUUUCUGGGAUUAACAGUGACUAAUUUGAUUGAAGUCCCACAGGUGUCUGAUCUCAUUGCCUUCUUUACCAGGUCUUUACCUAUGAAUGGAGACAUCAAUGUUUCUCAUCAUUCUCGAGACCUAUUUGUGAGAACAAUGAAUCUCGUAGAUUUGAAGCCGGAAUCGGACGUUACGUCCGCAACGCGGUGGCCGUUCUUCGUAUUCUUAGCCGGCUCCAUGUUCUGCCUCCUAUCGAGCAGCAUUUGCCACCUCUUUUCUUGCCACUCGCAACAUCUCAGCCGGUCGUUGUUGCGACUCGACUUCACCGGGAUCACCACCAUGAUCAUCACAUCAUUUUUCCCACCAAUCUAUAAUGCUUUCGAAUGUGACACGAAAUGGCACUUCAUCUACCUCGGUGGAAUCACGGUUUUAGGCUUGUGCACCAUCAUGACACUGCUAUCACCUGCCUUGUCGACCAAGAAAUUUCGAGGGUUUCGAGCUUUACUCUUCUCGUCGAUGGCGCUCUUCGGCAUUAUCCCUGGUAUCCACGCCGUGUUCGUCAAUUGGUCUAAUCCGCACCGUAACAUCACCCUGGCCUACGAGUUGGCCAUGGCUAUGUUUUAUUUGACGGGGACCCUAUUCUACGUUAGCCGAAUCCCGGAGCGAUUCAAGCCCGGAUGGUUCGACUUAGCCGGCCACAGCCACCAAAUAUUCCACGUCCUGGUAGUGAUGGGUGCAUUGGCUCAUUAUGGUGCUUCUCUUGUAUUUAUGGACUGGCGCGAUGGCCAUAGCUGUUGAAAUUUAUGUAUUCUUUCUCUCAAUUGUUUCAUUCGUUAGUGAAUUUAGGAAAGUUAAGCUUUCUUCAUUCAAAUAUCCUCCU
Messenger RNA from Hibiscus syriacus, 1116 nucleotides. RefSeq names its product heptahelical transmembrane protein 1-like. NCBI's taxonomy places the organism in Eukaryota, Viridiplantae, Streptophyta, Magnoliopsida, Malvales, Malvaceae. Bases 12 to 1034 code for a protein of 340 amino acids. Gene Ontology annotation, molecular function: signaling receptor activity. Gene Ontology annotation, biological process: response to hormone. The record is from RefSeq and is a predicted model, not a curated record. Gene Ontology annotation, cellular component: membrane. The transcript is spliced from 5 exons.